UUCCCCCUGGCCUGGGGCUGGGUGGGGAGGGGAAGUUCCUCUUUCCUUCCCAAGCACCAGAGGAGGCCCCAGCUCCCAAGGGGCUAAGAAGCUGGAGCACUGGGGAGGAGGAAGAACUGAGCCAGACUUUGGCAAGACCCCCUCCCCCCACCAGGAAGCAUGAACAGGAAAGACAGCAAGAGGAAGUCCCACCAGGAAUGCCCAGCAAAGACAGGGGGGCGGGGCCGGCCCCGACAGGCCCGACGCCACAAGACGUGCCCCAGCCCCCGGGAAAUCAGCAAGGUCAUGGCUUCCAUGGCUCUGGGCAUGCUGAAUGAGGGCGGCUGCAGCGAAGAUGAGCUGCUGGAGAAAUGUAUUCAGUCCUUCGACUCAGCUGGCAGCCUGCGCCGUGGGGACCACGUUCUCAACAUGGUGCUGGCCACGCACAGCUGGGUGCUGCCUUCCGCCCACCUCGCUGCCCGCCUGCUGACCUUGUACCAGGAAGCCACAGGGGACACACAGGAGCUGAGGCGGCUGCAGAUCUGCCACCUGGUCAGGUACUGGCUGACCCAACACCCGGAGACAGUGCAUCAAGAGCCUCAGCUAGAAGAGGUUAUCGGGCGCUUCUGGGCCACUGUGGAGCAGGAGGGCAACUCUGCCCAGAGGAGCCUGGGAGACUCCUCCACCCUCCUGAGCCCCGGGGGCCCUGGCCCCCCGCCCCCUCUGAGCAGCCCAGGCCUCGGCAAAAAGCGCAAAGUGUCCUUGCUCUUCGACCACCUGGAGACGGAGGAGCUGGCUCAGCAUCUCACUUACCUGGAGUUUCGCUCCUUCCAGGCUAUCACGCCCCAGGAUCUGCGGGGCUACGUUUUGCAGGGCUCCGUGCGGGGCUGCCCGGCCCUGGAGGGAUCCGUAGGCCUCAGCAACAGCGUGUCCCGCUGGGUGCAGGUCAUGGUGCUGAGCCGUCCCGGGCCGGCACAGCGCGCGCAGGUGCUGGACAAGUUCAUCCACGUGGCACAGAGGCUCCACCAGCUACAGAAUUUCAACACACUGAUGGCGGUCACGGGGGGCCUGUGUCACAGUGCCAUCUCCAGACUCAAGGACUCCCAUGCUCAUCUGAGCCCUGACAGCACCAAGGCCCUGCUAGAACUGUCUGAGCUCCUCGCUGCCCACAACAACUACGCCCGUUACCGCCGCACCUGGGCUGACUGCACGGGCUUCCGGCUGCCAGUACUGGGCGUGCACCUCAAAGACCUGGUGUCCCUGCAUGAGGCACAGCCCGACAGGUUGCCAGACGGUCGCCUGCACCUCCCCAAACUCAACAACCUCUACCUGCGGCUGCAGGAGCUGGCAGCCCUCCAGAGGCAGCACCCCCCCUGCAGUGCCAAUGAGGACCUGCUGCAUCUGCUCACGCUUUCCCUGGAUCUCUUCUACACGGAGGACGAGAUCUAUGAGCUUUCUUACGCCCGGGAGCCCCGCUGCCCCAAGAGUCUGCCACCCUCCCCCUUCAAAGCGCCCCUGGUGGUGGAGUGGGCCCCUGGCGUGACACCCAAGCCUGACAGGGUCACCCUGGGUCAGCACGUGGAGCAGCUGGUGGAGUCUGUGUUCAAGAAUUAUGACCCUGAAGGCCGAGGAACCAUCUCUCAGGAGGACUUUGAGCGAUUCUCAGGCAACUUCCCCUUCGCCUGCCAUGGGCUUCACCCACCGCCCCGCCCGGGGAAUGGCUCCUUCACCCGAGAAGAGCUGACGGCGUACCUGCUCCGGGCCAGCGCCAUCUGCUCCAAGCUGGGCCUGGCCUUCCUGCACACCUUCCAUGAAGUCACCUUCCGCAAGCCCACCUUCUGUGACAGCUGCAGUGGCUUCCUCUGGGGCGUCACCAAGCAAGGCUACCGCUGUCGGGACUGUGGGCUGUGUUGCCACAAACACUGCAGAGACCGUGUGAAGGUGGAGUGUAAGAAAAGGCCAGGGGCCAAGGGCGAUGUGAGCCCCCCUGGAGCCCCUGGCCCACCCACACCAGCUCCCCACGCCAGCUGUGGUAAGACCCAGGGUGUGGCAGUCCCGGGAAGGGGGCCUGGUGGAUGGGGAUUAACUUCAAGGUCACAAGGCCCUUCCCGUCGUAACCACGCCACCCACGCCCAUCACCCCACAAACAGGCACAGAGGACAAUCUCUCCUACACACUAUCCCUGGAGCCGGAGACGGGGCACCAUCUUCGCCAUGCUUGGACUCAGACAGAGCCCCCGCACCCUUCCUGGGAACCACAGACGGUGCCCCUCGAACGACGGCCCUGCCCACCCAGCCCUCCACGCUGAAUUCCUAGACCCUGCUUGGUCUGACCUCUCUCACCUCCCCCACAGUCAGUCCCAAGUCCUAUUCUUCGGCCUCCAGCAGGACCCCCAAAGGCGUCACCUCCUUCGCAUCCACACUGCCUUCAGCGAAGAGUUUGUCAUUUCUUACUCCGAAAGUUUCUUCUUGUGCAUCAGAGUGCCUACAACCUGUAUUCUGUUUUCCUGCACUUAGCAUCUGUGUGGUUUCAUGGUGGAUAUGUUUAGACCUAAGUGUCAUCUCACCGAGUCCUUACAUCUCCAUUUCACAGAUAAGGAAACCGAGGCCCAGGGAGGUUAAGCUGCUCUCUAAGGUGGCAGAGCUCCUAAGUGUUGGAGGCAGGACUCAAACCCUGGUCUUCUGUCUGCCUCUAAAACGGAAGCUCCUUACCAGUAUGCUACACUGACAGCAUGGGUCAGGAUGGGAGGGGAUAGGCUGGGCAGAGUUCCUAACUCUGGGGCUCCAGAGACAGGAGAGAAGGCUGGAGUAGAGAUGGAACAGGGAGCCUGUGAACACCUGAGUCCCUCCUCUGCUCAGAGCCCUUCCACGCCUCGGUCUCACUCGGGGAAAGCCAGAGUCCUCACUGUGGCCCACCUCCCACAAUCUAUUUGUCACCUCUCUGACCUUACCUACCACCACCCACCCCCUUACUCAUCCUGCUUCAGCUAUACUGAACCCUAUGGUCCCUGAACGUGCCAAAAAUACUCCUACCUCAGGGCCUUUGCACUGGCAGUUCCCUCUGCCUGGAGUGCUCUUCCAGAGGCCUCCAUGGCUCCCUCUUUGGGACUUAGCUCAAAUGUCACCUUCUCAGUGAGGCCCCUCUGACCAUACUCGAAGUUGCAAUCCACCCCCAGUCCUGCUUCUGUUUUCCUGCUUUGUUUUUUCCCCAAAGUCCUUUACCCAUCUGACAAACAAUACUUUUUUAUCUAUUUAUCUUGUUGAAUGUCUGCUCCUCGUCACCAGAAAUGUCAGCUCCAGGACAGCGGGGGUUUUUAUAAUCUAUACUUUUCGCUACUGUAUUCCUGGUGCCUAGAACGGGGCUGGCACAUGGUGGGCACCUGAGAACUGUUUGUCCAAUGCCGGCAUGUCUCCUUCCCUAUGCCCACAGGAAGGGAAAGAUGUGUUGCUAAAGAGCAAAGGACUAUGAGGGUCAGAGCAACAGGGGCCUGUUGAAACCCAGUGGACAUAAGACACCCCUACCCCUUCUCAAACCUGAGCACCCCUGGCCUGACCCCACAGAGACAGGUCCUACAGCUGUCAUAAAUUAAAUUUAUUUUCUAGAGAACGUGGUCCUUGCUGUUGAGUGGUGGAUGGGGGAAAGACAUCUGGGACCUUAGGAACAGAGGAUGUGGGGCCUGGGAGCCAGAUGCCAAGAUAAACUCUCAAAAUGACUCCGCGAGGAUUGGCAGAGAGGAUCCCCCCCACUUGACCACCAGUUCCCCUUUACUUCUUCUUCUUCUUGUGACCCCAGCUCUGGCGGCCUGCCUUCCGCCCACCUCCGUCCUCUCUUCUGCUCUGCCAGCUGGGCAUGGGAGCCUCCAGCUCAUUUGGACGGCCCCCUCGGUCUGGCACGUUGCCCAUAAGCACCUGAGAGUUGAUCAGAUUUGAGGUUCAGGGAAGAAAAAUGAACACGGAGACCAGAGAGCCAAGUGUGAAGGCCAAGGAUGCUGGGGCCCUUCCCGACUCCCAGGUGCCCACCUUGUUGAUGGCACAGCAGGUCCCUCGGCGGGCAGCCUUGCUGGUGGCUGGGACAAGACGAGACAGGUCCGCUCGGGCAGCCAGGACAUGUGCGAUGGAGACAUCUGAUUCUGGGCUCAGAGCCUCUCGAAUUGGGAUCAGCACUACCUUCAUGGCUUCUCCUUGGGCCUGGGGACGGAGGCAUGGAAAAGGUGCCCAAGAGCCCUCCCCAGGUGGCAUCUGCCAUCUUGGAAGCAUCUCUUUCUCCACUUAGGGUCUCACCCCCCACAUCUCUAAACAAGUGCUAUGUAUAGUUCCGAAGACACUCCCAGCUCAAAGCUGGGAAUUCUAGAAUGUCCUUGGCCUCUAGAUUUUAGAAUGCCCUGGAGGCCCUGCCAUUCUAGAGCCCCAAACCUUACAAGAAUCUAAAAACCUGGUAUAAGGAAAUAUUCCUGGCCUUCGUUCCUCCUCCCAGUACUCGUAGCCCCCAAACUGGUCCUCCCUGCUCCUGCCAAGGUCCUCUAUGCCCACACCUCUGCCCGAUCGCUCCAGUGGAAGGCAGAUGUUGUGAGGUCCAGGCGCUUGAGGAGAAGGCAGCGGCGACAGCAGUACUGAUCUCUCAGCCUUUGGCACAGAGACUCCAAUGCCUCCUGGGAAAAAGGCCUCAGUCAUGCCAGGGGUCCCCCUGACUCUCAUCUCUGGGUGAGGACGCUGUUGGCAUACAGCCACACACAGUCUUACCCAUCUGGGUGCGUCCAGCGGGUUGCUGAGGAGGGGCUGCAGGAAUCCUGGGGGCAGGGAAGGCAGCAGCUCAGAGAUCUGACGGCAGAAGGAGGAGUCUGAGGUUGACUAGGCAGAAACCAGAUGUACUUUCCGUGGAUUCCAGUUCCCCAUGGUCCUGAAGACCCAGGCGUCGGAAUCAAGAAUGGUGGUCACUGCUCUAGAAAAAUAUCCCCGUGGCUGGGGCACUCCUGCCAGAACCGCUUUUGGAGAAAGGACUCCCCUACCACAAGGAAAGUGGGGUGGCCCCGGUGCGGAAGGGACUCCAGCUCUCUACCUUGUCAUGCAACUCCCACAGCAGCCGGCUGGCAGCGGUCCCAGGCGUAGGUCUGGGCAGCCCCAGAGCUUGGAAGGUAAGGACCAGUUCCUGAACCACGUCAUCUCCCUCCUCUGCCCCUUCCCCACAGGGCGGUGCGGGGCUGGAAUCCAGCCGCGGGUACAGACGGAGGAGGCGGGCAGCCUGGAGUUCUGAACAGAGAAAGCCUAAAAGAAGGAAAAAGGAGCGGUGCAAUCAAGGAGGGCUGCCACCCGACCCACCGACCCACCGGGGUCAGAAAGUUCCAUCUGCUUCGCGCCUUCUAGUUCCGCCCACCUAGAACCCCGGCUCUACCUCCAGGAUAAGCUCCACCCACUUCGAGACCCUGUCCCCCGCUCGCACUUCGAACCCGGCCCACAUCGGAAACACCUGGCCCGCAACAGCAAACCCAACCCACUCAAACAUCAGGACUUUCUCGUCAAAAUUCUAACCCCACCACCUCCAACCCUCCGGUUCCGCCUCAAUUCUGACUGCGCCCCCUUAGGGGAACCCUGGCUCCACCCCAAGGUGCUGAGCCCGCCCCUCUAGAGGCUGUAGCCUCGCCCACUUCCGCAUCCUGGGCCAGCCCCCGGCUCACGCAGCAGGCGCAGGCACGCGCCGCGCUCCCGCAGCGCGGCCGCGCAGUCUCCGCCGCAGAGCGCGCGGUCCGGGCAAUGCAACUCCCGCAGCAGGUCGGCCAACUGUCGCAGGAAUUCCUCCUCUGCGCCGGGGCCUGCAGGAGGCGAGACACGUCAGGGCGCGGCGGCGACCUCCGCGGCCCCACCCCUCCGGGCCGCCCGCUCCACACGUACCGUCGCCGGCCCUCAGCACCUCCGCGCUCUCCUCCCGCUCCCGCUCCAGGGCGCCCAGAGUGGCCAGCUCCGCCGCCAGCCGCGCGCACAGCGCCCUGAAGUCUGGACACGAGGUGCCCAGCGACGUCGCCCCCGAGAAACCCUCAUACCUGUGGCGGGGCCGAGGCAGCGGGAGGGGGCUGGAGAGGUCAGUAGGAAUUUCUGAGGGCAAACCUGUCCCUUCCUGUGCCCCUAGCCACCACCUCCCCCCACCCGGUUCCCCUUACCCUAAGGCUUGCAGGUCCCGGGCCACAGCGACCCACUCCCGCGCUUCCGCCUCCGCCCCCUCCAUGAAAGCUUGCCUGUUCUCCAGGCGCGCGCCCCCUGCCGGCCGGAGGGAGGCCCCGCCCCAGGAGCGGCGUGCGCGCCCGGCGCCCCGCUGCGGCUCCGUCCAAUCGGCCCCUAAGGGCCUUCGGCGUUCCGAUUGGUGCAGGAGGCAGUAGGACCCGCCCCUAGACCUGCCGGCGCGGAGACCUAGAGCGCCGCCCUUCGGGUGACUCAGUCAGGACCGUGGAAUCCCCCCAGCUCUGUGAAUCCCGCGCGUGCGUUCAGGAUCCCAGCUGUCGCGACAGGCCAGCGGGUGUCGCUAUUGCUGCAGCUUAGAAACUUCGGUUUCCUUUUUCUCAUCCUCCCUCAGAUGCCCUCUGCUCUUGAAGCACCCUAGACCAAGUGUUGUCCUCCCAGCUCCGCUCCAAAUGCAGAAACUUGUUUCCACCAUUCCAACUGAGGGUUGGAAUUCUGUCAGGGACUCAGGAAGCCCGGCUCACCCCCUCACACACGCACCCCCAACAGAGCGAGGCCCUCCUUCUCAUCGAUCGCAAUGCGGGAGUUGGGCCCUCACCCCUCUGGCUCCCUAGGCCUUGGAAAGGGAGCAGGUGCAAUAUCCCGUCGUGGUUAAGAGAUUGCACCCUGGGUUAGGAUUUGGGUUUGAGUCCACCACUCACCACCUGUGUCUCCCUGCCAAAUUGCUUCCUAGCUGUACAAGGAUAAAACUAGUCGUGAGAAUGAGUCCUGUACGUACAUGUUUAGUAGACAUCCCGGGGUACUCAGUAACAACAUAUAUUGAAUAUUUUGUGUGUGCUACUAAAGCAUCUCAGAUCCAUUUUAGGGAGGAGAAACAUGAGGUUCAGAGAGGAUACCGCCGAGAGUAUGUGUGGUGGUGCCAGGACUCAAACUCAGACCUGAUCCUGAAGUCCUUGCUUUUAAUCACUUAACCUAGUACUGCUGUUAGGACCGCUUCUGUUUUUGUUGCUGUUGUUAAAAUCAUGACCUAAUCCUGCAUGCUCCUGCCUACCCCAAGGCUGGGUACUUGGGACCAUUUGUUGACUUUAACAAGACAUUAAAGAUUGCUCAAGUUGGAACCUUGGAAUCACA
Acinonyx jubatus (cheetah) is the source of this 7277-nucleotide messenger RNA. It is a transcript of the gene RASGRP4, whose product is annotated as RAS guanyl releasing protein 4. Gene Ontology annotation, cellular component: plasma membrane. Gene Ontology annotation, molecular function: guanyl-nucleotide exchange factor activity; calcium ion binding. Bases 160 to 2295 code for a protein of 711 amino acids. NCBI's taxonomy places the organism in Eukaryota, Metazoa, Chordata, Mammalia, Carnivora, Felidae. The transcript has 16 exons. Gene Ontology annotation, biological process: Ras protein signal transduction; positive regulation of GTPase activity. The record is from RefSeq and is a predicted model, not a curated record.